Sciurus carolinensis (gray squirrel) is the source of this 1224-nucleotide messenger RNA. RefSeq names its product trans-2,3-enoyl-CoA reductase (gene Tecr). The transcript is spliced from 12 exons. Gene Ontology annotation, biological process: very long-chain fatty acid biosynthetic process. The coding region runs from base 78 to 1118 and encodes 346 amino acids. Gene Ontology annotation, molecular function: oxidoreductase activity, acting on the CH-CH group of donors. The record is from RefSeq and is a predicted model, not a curated record. Lineage: Eukaryota; Metazoa; Chordata; Mammalia; Rodentia; Sciuridae.
GGUGGGGGCUGACGGCCGGCAGCUGGGGCGGCAGCCUGGGUGGGCAGAGCAGAGCGGCCGGGCCUGUGGCGGGCAGUAUGGAUAUCAGCUUGAGCAUGGUGGCCCGGGAGGCCAGCCAGGGGCUGAGCCCUGGCCUCGACUGCUUCCCCCGGCCUGCACCCCCCAAGACAACCAAGAAACCUAAAAAGGCUGUUCUCUUUUUUGAGGUGGAGAUUCUGGAUGCAAAGACAAGGGAGAAGCUGUGUUUCCUGGACAAGGUGGAGCCCCAGGCCACCAUUGCAGAGAUCAAGAACCUCUUCACCAAGACCCAUCCGCAGUGGUACCCUGCCCGCCAAUCCCUCCGCCUGGACCCCAAGGGCAAGUCCCUGAAGGACGAGGAUGUUCUGCAGAAGCUGCCCGUGGGCACCACAGCCACACUCUACUUCCGGGACCUGGGGGCCCAGAUCAGCUGGGUGACGGUCUUCUUGACCGAGUAUGCUGGGCCCCUUUUCAUCUACCUGCUCUUCUACUUCCGGGUGCCCUUCAUCUACGGCCACAAAUACGACUUCACGUCCAGUCGGCACACAGUGGUGCACCUCGCCUGCAUCUGCCACUCAUUCCACUACGUCAAGCGCCUGCUGGAGACGCUGUUCGUGCACCGCUUCUCCCACGGCACCAUGCCCCUGCGCAACAUCUUCAAGAACUGCACCUACUACUGGGGCUUCGCUGCGUGGAUGGCCUAUUACAUCAACCACCCUCUCUACACACCCCCCACCUAUGGAGCUCAGCAGGUUAAACUGGCGCUCGCCAUCUUUGUGAUCUGCCAACUGGGCAACUUCUCCAUCCACAUGGCUCUGCGGGACCUGCGGCCAGCUGGGUCCAAGACCAGGAAGAUCCCGUACCCCACCAAGAACCCCUUCACGUGGCUCUUCCUGCUGGUGUCCUGUCCCAACUACACCUACGAGGUGGGGUCCUGGAUUGGCUUUGCCAUCAUGACGCAGUGCCUCCCAGUGGCCCUCUUUUCCUUGGUGGGCUUCACUCAGAUGACCAUCUGGGCCAAGGGCAAGCACCGCAGCUACCUGAAGGAGUUCCGCGACUACCCGCCCCUGCGCAUGCCCAUCGUCCCCUUCCUGCUCUGAGCCACGACCCACGGGGCUCAGUCAGGCGGGCUCUCACCCCGCACCCCAGCGUCAUGCUGGGAUGGCUGCAGCUCUGCAGCACCUGGAAUAAACCCUGCCUGCCCCA